UAGGUACCAAGCACAAAGGGCGGAAUUGACAAGUGACAGGUACUAUCCAGCAGUUGAUCAAUCCAAUCGCCACUGCAUCAUUUUUUGCUCAAUUGAAGAAACAAAUCAUUCGACCCGCUAUUGCUUAUUUUUGGGUUUGACAUCAGACCAUAGACCGUCGCAAUUAAUGGUUCAUUUCCCCCAAUAAACCCCCCAGAAAGCCAGCCCCUUUCACAAAAUUAAGUGUAGUCUUGUACGCUCCCUGCAUCGACCUAUAACCAGUCAUUGCAGCCAUGUCCAACGUACCACAACCGCCUAAACCGGCUGGUGCAGAACCCUCCGCAGCGGCCGAGGAGGACCACUACUUCAGCAGCAACCCGCCGCCGCGGGGUCUGUCGGAGCAUGUGGCGCUAGCCUCGGCUUUCAUCGAGCAGCACGCCGCCGCCAACCGCCGAGUGGUGCUGGUGACUUCUGGCGGGACGACAGUGCCCCUGGAGCGCCAGACGGUGCGCUUCAUUGACAAUUUCAGCGCCGGGACCCGCGGUGCCACCUCGGCCGAGUACUUCCUCGAGGCCGGCUACGCAGUAAUCUUCCUGCACCGUCAGUUCUCACUGCUGCCCUACUCGCGCCACUACAGCCACACACCGACCGACUGCUUCCUCGACUUCCUGCACGAGGAGAACGGCGCCGUCGUGGCGGAGCCGGGCCGCGCUGAGAAGAUGCUCGGCGUCCUGCGCAAGUACCGCGCCGCCAAGCAGGGCAACAUGCUGCUCAUGCUGCCCUUUGUCACCAUCACCGACUACCUGUACGAGCUCAGGGCCGUCGCGCAGCUGAUGCGCCCGCUCGGACCCAGGGGUCUGCUGUACCUCGCCGCGGCCGUGUCGGACUUCUUCGUCCCGCCGGAGCGCAUGGCCGAGCACAAGAUCCAGUCCACCACGGCCGUGGAGAGGAUGAAGCACAGCAGUAGCAGCACGGAGCGAAAGCCGCAGGCGCAGGCGGCGCCUCCGUUGGGCGCCCUCCCCAUCGUUCCCAUCCCUCCGGGCGAGCAGCCCCUCCAGCAGCCCACCACCCUCAGCGCCGAGGAGCUCAACACGGCCGUCGCCAAGGAGCAGGCCGCCGCCGACGACGAGACGUUUGACAACUUUGACUCGUCACCCGCCGUGCCGCGCUCCAAGCGCCUGAUUGUAGACCUGGAUCCGGUACCCAAGUUCCUCAAGAACCUGGUCGACGGCUGGGCGCCGCAGGGCAUGAUCGUCUCGUUCAAGCUCGAGACGGACCCGGCCAUCCUAGUACACAAGGCCCGCUACUCGCUCGACCGCUACCAGCAUCACCUCGUCAUCGGCAACCUCCUCUCCACCCGCAAGUGGGAGGUCGUCUUUGUCGCCCCCGGCGCCGCCGAUCGCUGGAUCCGCGUGCCCACCGGCAGGAGGAGGGGCUCCGUCAGCGGCAGAGAGGACAUGGUCGGCGCCGCCGAGGCCAAGAUGCGAGUGGCCGAAAUGCCCCUGGAUCCAGCUAGUCUGCCCGAGGGUGAACCCGAGAUGGAGAUAGAGAGUUUGAUCAUCCCUGCUGUUGAUGAGUUGCAUACCAGGCACAUUAAGAGCAUUGCUCCAUAGACGUUGGAUGAUAGCGAGAGAGAGAGAAGAAAAAAAAUUACUUGCAAAGUACACCGUGAAGGACAUCUAGAACUAGGUGUCCUGGGUGCUGGUACAUGUCUUGCUCUAUUUGACCGAGGAUAUAUCUGCUAUGAGCUUGAGGUAUAGAUAUGUAUAUAUCUAAUUCGUUAUAACUAAAGCCUGGUUCUACU
Pyricularia oryzae 70-15 is the source of this 1783-nucleotide messenger RNA. RefSeq names its product phosphopantothenate-cysteine ligase. The record is from RefSeq and is a predicted model, not a curated record. The coding region runs from base 273 to 1592 and encodes 439 amino acids. The transcript has a single exon. NCBI's taxonomy places the organism in Eukaryota, Fungi, Ascomycota, Sordariomycetes, Magnaporthales, Pyriculariaceae. Gene Ontology annotation, molecular function: phosphopantothenate--cysteine ligase activity. Gene Ontology annotation, cellular component: cytoplasm; nucleus. Gene Ontology annotation, biological process: coenzyme A biosynthetic process.